UUCUUCAGUCCAGGCCCGGCUUCCGCCGGGUCUCCCGGCGACACUGCGGCCCCGCCCACGUCAUGGCGCCGGAGGAGGAUGCGGGGACCGAACUCUUGCUGCAGAGUUUCGAGCGCCGCUUCCUGGCGGCGCGCGCGCUGCGUUCCUUCCCCUGGCAGAGCUUAGAAGCAAAGCUAAGAGACUCAUCAGAUUCUGAGCUGCUGCGGGAUAUUUUGCAGAAGACUGUGAAGCAUCCUGUGUGUGUGAAGCACCCGCCGUCAGUCAAGUAUGUCCGGUGCUUUCUCUCAGAACUCAUCAAAAAGCACGAGGCUGUCCACACGGAGCCUUUGGACGAGCUGUACGAGGCGCUGGCGGAGACCCUGAUGGCCAAGGAGUCCACCCAGGGCCACCGGAGCUAUUUGCUGCCCUCGGGAGGCUCGGUCACGCUCUCCGAGAGCACAGCCAUCAUCUCCCACGGCACCACGGGCCUGGUCACAUGGGACGCUGCCCUCUACCUUGCAGAAUGGGCCAUUGAGAACCCGGAAGCCUUCACUGACAGGACUGUCCUAGAGCUUGGCAGUGGCGCCGGCCUCACAGGUCUGGCCAUCUGCAAGAUGUGCCACCCCCGGGCAUACAUCUUCAGCGAUUGUCACAGCCGGGUCCUCAAGCAGCUCCGAGGGAAUGUCCUUCUCAAUGGCCUCUCGUUAGAGGCAGACAUCACUGCCAACUUAGACAGUCCCAGGGUGACAGUGGCCCAGCUGGACUGGGACGUCGCGACAGUCUGUCAGCUCUCUGCCUUCCAGCCAGAUGUUGUCAUCGCGGCAGAUGUGCUGUAUUGUCCAGAAGCCAUCAUGUCGCUGGUCGGGGUCCUGCGGAGGCUGGCUGCCUGCCGGGAGCACCAGCGGGCUCCUGAGGUCUACGUGGCCUUCACCGUCCGCAACCCAGGGACAUGCCAGCUGUUCACCACCGAACUAGGCCGGGCUGGGAUCAAAUGGGAAGCCGAACCUCGUCAUGACCAGAAACUGUUUCCCUACGAAGAGCACUUGGAAAUGGCAAUUCUGAACCUCACACUGUAGGCCUCACACACGCCUUCCAACAUGACUGUGAGAAUCAAGUCAUUAUCGUGGGAAGAAUUUUUAUAUGGGAAAGCGGAUAAAACUUUCAUUGGACUAGAAUGUUUGAAGAAUGUUAAAUUCCAAACCAGGAACCAGAAACUGCCCUCUAAUAAGACAUUGGCCGUCUAAGCGUGGGGGUGCCCCCUUUCUGCCAGCAGUUCUAGUUCUUAAGAAAAUCACCAUAAAUCAGACAUGAAAAUUCUGGCUCCAAAAAUAGCAUUUUCUUUGCGCAAAUAAAAACGUGUGUAUCAAAUAUGCUGUUCCCCCAACGUGGACACACUCGGUUCCUCACAAAGCCAAGCCCGCUGCAGCUGCCACAUACCUGGGCUUACGAUGCAGCAGGUGCUGUUUUUCAAGACAGGAAUCAAAACGUUAGGAACACGGCAGAAAGGCGACACCUGGAGUAAGGACACAGGCUAAGGAGUCCUGCAGAGGUCAUGGGGAAGUCACAGGACAGUAAUAUGCUAGCAGGGGCAUGGGGCGUGAAGAACAGAAGAGAGGAAAUGUUUCUGAGCCUCCAAAGAAGAAAUCAGGGCCAACCACAGCUUCCGGGGUCCCAACCAAUUCAUUCCCCAGGCGGCACCACUGCCGUCAUUUCAGCUACUGGCCACUGGGAGGCGCUGCUUGAAAGGGUUUGCCCUGAGACUUCCAAGAAGCUGUAGGGAGGGCAGCAGGGGUCCUGGGGUUUUAGCCUCUGGCCCAGGAGUCAUGUGUCCAUAACCAAAGGGAGCACAGUCUGCACCCAGCUCUCAUCCCAUCGGAGCUGCUCCGACUCCCGCAGGUUCUUCCGGAACUGGUUUAGCUUGCCCGCAGGAUCGGGAAAGUUUGAGAAAAGCGUCUGGGAAAAAAUAAAGAGCAGAGCUUACCUCA
This is a messenger RNA of Rhinopithecus roxellana (golden snub-nosed monkey), 1964 nucleotides long. RefSeq names its product eukaryotic elongation factor 2 lysine methyltransferase (gene EEF2KMT). NCBI's taxonomy places the organism in Eukaryota, Metazoa, Chordata, Mammalia, Primates, Cercopithecidae. The transcript is spliced from 8 exons. The coding region runs from base 63 to 1055 and encodes 330 amino acids. The record is from RefSeq and is a predicted model, not a curated record.